This is a messenger RNA of Fusarium coffeatum, 1320 nucleotides long. RefSeq lists its product as uncharacterized. Gene Ontology annotation, cellular component: cytoplasm; eukaryotic translation initiation factor 3 complex; nucleus. The coding region runs from base 1 to 1320 and encodes 439 amino acids. Gene Ontology annotation, biological process: translational initiation. Lineage: Eukaryota; Fungi; Ascomycota; Sordariomycetes; Hypocreales; Nectriaceae. Gene Ontology annotation, molecular function: translation initiation factor activity. The record is from RefSeq and is a predicted model, not a curated record. The transcript is spliced from 2 exons.
AUGGAGGACGUUCUCAACGCCGUCUCGGCCGAUGGCUCGUCGAUCAUGCCCCGCCUUGCGCCAAACCUGAGCCGACAUUUGCUUUUCCCUCUGAUCCAGUUCGAGAGCGAGAGGGCUGAGGAGCAGGGUCUGGAUGCGAAGGCCAAGGAGAUCCUCUCCGGAAAGAUCAAGCUUCUCGAGGACACAAACAUGACCGAUUACGUCGCGACUCUCUACUGCGAGCUCCACGGUGUCGAGAAUGCUCCCGAGGAGUACAACAAGAAGCGACAGGAGGUUCUUUCACAGUUGGAGAACUACGAGCAAGCCACCGCCAAGAUCGCCGACCUUUUGACUCAGGAUGAGGUCGUCAAUGGACUCCGAAGUGACAAGGUUGCCAACUUGGAGUUCCUUAAGAACCAGCACGGAGUUACCAUGGAAAUGGUCAACGCUCUCUACGACUUUGGUCAGUUCCAGUUCCGAUGCGGUCAGUACGGCCCCGCCGCCGAUAUGCUCUACCAGUUCCGAGUUCUGUCGACCGAUAACGACAAGGUCUCUGCUGCCACCUGGGGUAAGCUGGCCUCCGAGAUCCUCCAGACCAACUGGGAGUCCGCCGUCGAUGAGCUCAAGAACGUGAGGGAAAACAUCGACUCCAAGCUCUUCAACAACCCCCGUGCUCAGCUCGACCACCGAACAAUGCUUCUUCACUGGUCUCUCUUCCCUCUCUUCAACUGGGAGGGUGCCCGCGAGCCCAUCCUGGACAUGUUCUUCUCCGCCCCUUACAUCAACACCAUCCAGACCUCUUGCCCCUGGAUCCUGCGAUACCUGAUCGCUGCCGUUAUCACCGGCCGUGGUCGCGCUCGCAACAGCUCCAUCCAACAAAAGCAGAUCAAGGACAUCAUCCGAUACGUCCGCCAAGAGGCCUACGAGUACACCGACCCCAUCACCCAGUUCGUCAACGCUCUCUACAUCGCCCACGACUUCGAGGCUGCCCGUGAGGCUCUCUCUGCCGCCGCCGAGGUCUGCCGAAGCGACUUCUUCCUUGCCUCUUCCGCCGACGCCUUUGUUGACGCCGCCCGACACCUCAUCUGCGAGAGCUACUGCAAGAUCUUCAGCCGUAUGAACAUCCGCGAUCUCAGCGCUAAGCUCGGCCUGAACCCCGACGAUGGAGAGAAGUGGAUUGUCAACCUGAUCCGCGAGACUCGUUUGGAUGCCAAGAUCGACAGCCAGGACGGCACUGUCGUCAUGAACCACCCCCCUAACAACGUCUACCAGCAGGUCAUUGAGAAGACCAAGGGCGGUUUCUUCAGAACACAAGUCCUCAACGCUGCUGUUAACAAGUAA